UUGUACACGUUAUUUUUAAUAGUCUCGCGUCCUCAUCGUUUGCUUUUUUUUCUUGUACAGCUGACCGUCUACUCCUGCCUGCCGCUGCACGGCGUGUCUCGUUUCUGGGGAAGGCUUAACGAGUACAGCAUUCCUGUGUUCUUGCGACGGCCAAUCCUGGGUACGUUCGCUUGGCUGAUCGGCUGCGACUUGUCGGAAGCAGUUGAGCCGAACCUCGCUAGCUACCGCAACGCCAGCGAGCUGUUCCGACGCUCGAUUCGUGAGGAGCUGCGGCCGAUUGCUGCUGAAAAACUGGUAGCCCCGGCCGAUGGACUGAUCAUGCAGUGCGGCGAGGUGGAGAAAAACCAGGUCGAACAAGUGAAGGGUAUUAACUACGACUUGCACAGCUUCCUC
Messenger RNA from Soboliphyme baturini, 393 nucleotides. The record is from the annotation of a GenBank genome assembly. Lineage: Eukaryota; Metazoa; Nematoda; Enoplea; Dioctophymatida; Soboliphymatidae.